GCGCGUCAAAUGUCUUUCGGCUCGUAUCGCCCUCUGUCCCGUGUGCUCGCCCGUCGCUCGAAUCGGCGCGAAACCGUCGCGAGAACCGUCGCGAGAUCUUCGCGAAAUCGUCGUGAGCCGUCCACUCGUCCGGUACCGUCGUUUCAGCGAUUCGCCGACAACGAGCGGCUCGGAGAGCGAGCGGUAAUCCGCUUUCGGAGGGGAUGAACGCGAUAAGGCCGGCCGAUCGAUGAGGCGCGGCAGCUCCGUGGACACGAUACACCGUGGAAAUAGUGCAGGAGGCCAUCCAUCCUCGAGAUCUUCUUUCGGCGUUUUCGGACGCCAGUAAUGAACGGCGGUGGGCUGUCGAUGCACCUGUUGCAUCCGGGACCGUUUCUUUCGCGAUAUUUAACGCGUUGACAGCCGCGUCGUCGUGUCUUGCUAACAGUGCCGUUCGAGAAUUCGGUCUGCUAGGAUAGUUCGAAAUCCGAGCAAAUUGCUCGAUCGAGUUCUCGCGGUCGCAGAAUCGGCGGCCCGAGAAUGCCUGAACCGUAUCGCAGGAUCUAGAGACGGGCCGUGAACGUGGGACGAGUGAUCAUGCCGGAUCGCGGCAUGGGUUCGGCUUUGAACUCUGAUCGCGGAAGAUGAAAUGGACGAUUUAACCCGGAGUCCGGACGGCUGUGAAUGUGAAAAAGACAGAGAAAACGAGUGCGCGCGUGGGAGGGGGAGAUGAACAGCGCGGAGAACUCGACGGAGACGCGAAUAUGCCUUCUGCAGGAGGACUUGGAGGAUCCUCGGACCUCGUCGCUGAGGAGGAUCAGCUACGGCAUUAUCCUGCCCGCAAUCUGUUGCUUGGGAAUCGUCGGGAACAUAUUGAACCUGGUCGUGCUCACCAGACGCAACAUGCGGGGAACCGCUUACAUCUACAUGAGAGGAUACUCGACGGCGGCGCUCCUCGCGAUCUUAUUUUGCAUCCCGUUCGCCCUCCGAGUUCUUAUUCACAAAGAGGCGGGCCGGUGGAGCAAUUGGGCGCAGGCCUUCUACCACGCUCACCUCGAGCUGUUUCUGGGCAACGGAUGCUUGGGGGUCGGAGUGAUGAUGCUUCUAGCGCUGACGGUUGAACGUUACGUGAGCGUCUGCCAUCCGGGCCAACAUACUCGUCCACUCUGCGGUCCUCCGCAUCUGACAGUGGUGCUGAUCCCGCUGGCAACGUUUCUGGUCUAUCUGCCGAGCGCGUUCCGCGGAGAGAUUACCACGUGCCUCCUAGGACCCGCCGGACCCAUCAUCUACCAGAAGAGGGAGAACCAGACGUUCCUCGACUCGCUGUUCUACCAUAUCUACAAGGUCGCGCUGGAGGUGGUGUUCAAAGUGGCGCCGACGAUCCUGCUAGCAGGCUUCAAUCUGCGCAUAAUGAUAGUCUACAGAAGGUCCUGCGAUCGACGCAGACGGAUGACGCUGUCGAGAACCGUCAGCAACGAGGAGGACCCGAGAACGUUCGCGGAGGAGCGAAGACUCGUGCUCCUGCUGGGCAGCACCAGCAUCCUGUUCCUGGUUUGCGUCAGCCCGAUGGUGAUCUUGAACGUCACGUUGCGGGAGAGCAAUCUCAGCCACUACCCCUACCAGGUGUUCCGAGCGCUGGCUAACUUGCUCGAGCUGAUCAAUUACUCGAUCACGUUCUACAUCUACUGUCUGUUCUCGAAGGAUUUCCGGAACACCCUGUUCCGGACGUUGCAGUGGCCCUGGGGACACAACAGCCACGGCGGAAGGGGUCUGCCGAUGAAACGGUCUCCCCUGCCAAGGCCGACCACCACGACCACCAACUCGCCGCCGACGAUCGUCGCGACCCCCGGUCGCUUCACCAGAGCCAGCGUUUAGGCGAAUCGGGGAAGAGAGUCUCCAGAGGAUCUGGAGGCUCGCUUCUUCGGGAGGCCGAUCUUCCGAUUUCCGACGCAGGCGACUCGGCCGCAAACGAGCCAACGGAUACUCUGCUCUUCGUGUUCCAAAGCUGCCACUGCGAGAACCGUCGCGACGGAAUUUCGCAGUUCCGCAAUUUCGUUCGUCCUCCACGCAGCUCGAAGAAACAUCUCUCGACCCGACAGCGACGCCAUCGUUCCGAAUUCUCGCUUGCUUUUCAGCCCCGCUGAAGAGCACACGGUUCCGUUCUCGUCGAGCAUCGAAACACAUCGCCCUGCGCGUUUAACCGGCACGAUUCCAUCUCGAACCGCCGUUGAAUCGCCUCCCCUAACGGCGACGCGCCCGGAAUCUCGACGAUUUUCCGCGUAAUUGUCUCCUCGCGGAAUCUGAUAUUUCACGCGAACGCGCUUUUUUUCCCUCCAUUUUCGCGUCGCCCGCAUCGAUCGUACAGCUGCGAGCACUUCGCCGGGGACACGUUUUAACCCUUUCAUCGGGUAACCGACGUUCGAAAUUUUCGACCGCGUUCACGUUCGAACAGCGACGAAACGCGCGAGGUACAACGAACGGAAGCUAUCAUGGGGAAAAAGGAGCACGUUUUUCGGUCCGCGUCGGAGAGAACGCAGCGAACAGACUGCGGAUUACAAAAACGGGCACACGCAAUUACGAGGCAGAAGAAAUAAUCGAGCAGAACACGGACGGGAAUCGACGCAUCAAUAUCAGUCUAUUAAAAUUAUUAAUUUUCGCUGCCCGUACACACCGGCGUGUAAUUACGCUCCAUGCAUUUUCCAUGGAGAAUGCAGAGGGGAGAAUUUUAGCUGCGUAAAUAUUUGCGUAACUCCGUUGAUUUUCUCCCGGCGGGCGUGCGAAGAUUAAUGAAUUCGAAUCGGGGUAAAUAAAAGAAGAGAGCGUUUGCGCGACGAUGAGGCGAGGAUUAAAGAAACAGAGAAAUCGCUAAGUGGCUCUUGUUUCUUGCUGUGGAUGCGAUCGUCUUGCACGAAGAUCCACGGUCGAGUGGUUAGCAGUUUAACACACCGAUACUCUCUUCCUAUAAUGAACAAUAAGAAUUCAGCGCGGCUGGAUACCGAUUGAAGAAUCGAUCGGUUACCGAUUCUAAAACGAUUGUAAAAAGCGUCGAUGUAAGCUCGUUGCGUAAAAAUCGAUCGUCCAUUGUAUCGCGUUGCGGCCGUUAUCAUUGCAAUCGCUAUUAUUUGCCUAGUCAGCGACGAGCGUCUAACGAUUCGCAAUUUGUCGGCCGGAAACACGGGUAGCGCGGGCCGUUUUGGCAGCGUACGGACACGAGAGCGGGCUCGUUUCUCUCGGCUGUACACGAGGCCGCGGAACAAGUGGACUGACAGUGCCAGGAAUAUAGAUGCGAAAGGUAGCGUCGACGCGUCGACGGAGAGAAAUUAGAAUGCCGAUUCCAAUGAAAUAGUUCCGAGCCUCCCCCCCCGGUAUUCCGCGGACGGCAUACUUUCCGCGCGCUCCACCGCGAGCAUUUCCGCCCACCCGCCCCGGAGAAAUUCGAAUUAACGCGCACCGCGUCUUCGCUUUUCCAUAUUCCGUGAAUUAAAGCGAUCCGCGUGGGCGGCGCCGAGACGUUUCGCCCGCAUUACACGGCUGCUGGCACUGUCUAAUGCGAAUUGUAAUCUGCGACAUCCGGCGGCCGAUCUUCGCGGAGCAUUUGGAACGCGGGUCCGCGAAAGGAAUCGCCGAAACAAUUAGGAAAAUGGGCGCGCGUUCAAUUUAUCUUUUAAGCCUGAACAGAACCUCCGAGGGUUUUUCACGCGGUAUUUCAUUUCGCGGAGAAUACGGCGUCGCCGAUGUGGGCGCAUCGACCCCUUUGAUAGAAUUUUUCGCGGCCGUUAACAAUAGCUGCGAGCUGAAUAAUUUAACAAUCGCGUAUAUUAUACCGUUCUGGAAGCGUUCCCCUAUAUGUUUUAAGCCUAAGCAGAACUUCCUGCCGUGUCUAGUUUCCACGCGACACCGCGGAUAAAUAACUCAUUGCCGCGGGGGCUCGCGCGUUUUUUUCGCGAACCGAGCACGAUAAAUUAUUUUCUGCCGCGGGAUUUCUGUCGCGAGCCGUUCUAUAUCCUCCAGCGGAUGUCGCAGAUUGAUAUCAGAUUGUUCGACAGAUCGUCGGACAGUGCGUGAUCGCGUAAUCGCGCGCAGAGCGGCGCGCGAGACAUAAGUGUUCGCAAUUGUUGCGAGAUCGCGGUGCGAAAUGCAGCGGCGCGUGUGAAGCUUGCAGCAAACGUGUCGCUGGCGCACGACGAACUAGCGUUAAGUUACUCACUUCGUUCGUGUACAAAUGUAUUCGUGACGCAGGGAAACCGAUUUAAUAAAGGCCAUUUAUUAAAUUUCCCCGAAA
Messenger RNA from Megalopta genalis, 4261 nucleotides. RefSeq names its product putative G-protein coupled receptor B0563.6. The record is from RefSeq and is a predicted model, not a curated record. Gene Ontology annotation, cellular component: membrane. Lineage: Eukaryota; Metazoa; Arthropoda; Insecta; Hymenoptera; Halictidae. Gene Ontology annotation, biological process: G protein-coupled receptor signaling pathway. Gene Ontology annotation, molecular function: G protein-coupled receptor activity.